AUGGCCAUAUACAAAGUAAGAAACCUUCUCGACAUAACACAGCCUUUGCUGAACCACGACUACAAGAGCACGCUUCCUUCAAUUUUUAAAGCAGUGGUUGAGAUAAGCGACGAGCCAAAGAGAGAAGACGCCGACCCCGCACUCUUUCCCAAGCCGCGCGUAAGCAUAGCCUACAUAGAGACAGAAGGAAAAGAGAUAGGCAAAGGAACGGUAUUCCAGCACGCAGAGACAAGCUCAAAAGUUAUAAGAAUGUCGAACACCAAAGUUCUAAAACAAACCCAAUACAAAAUAGAUAAGGACCUUAUCACAAAUUUGCUAUCUAAAACACAGAAAAACCCAGCAUAA
Molecule: messenger RNA, 345 nt
Organism: Nematocida minor
Lineage: Eukaryota; Fungi; Microsporidia
Exons: 1
Coding region: 1-345 (114 amino acids)
Source: RefSeq, a predicted model, not a curated record